AUUUAAAAAUGGCAUCUAUCACGGUAGCGACCGCUACGAUACGAGCUGUGAAAGGGAGAAAGAUCCUUCCUACUCGCGCUGCACUCACCCUGACACCCAACGCUGUUCAAAAAAUUAAGGAGAUUUUAAAAGAUAAAAGCGAAUAUAUUGGUGUGAAGGUUGGAGUACGGCAACGAGGAUGCAAUGGUUUGAGUUACACCCUAGAUUAUGCAAAAGAAAAAUCUAAACUUGACGAGGAAGUGAUUCAGGAUGGUGUCCAUAUUUUCAUCGAUCGAAAGGCACAGCUAUCUCUUCUUGGAACAGAAAUGGAUUAUACCGAAAACAAAUUAAGCUCUGAAUUUAUAUUCAAUAAUCCUAAUAUUAAAGGGACAUGUGGAUGUGGAGAAAGUUUUUCAGUGUAGUAAAAUUUAGU
Messenger RNA from Cyphomyrmex costatus, 412 nucleotides. It is a transcript of the gene MagR, whose product is annotated as Iron-sulfur cluster assembly 1 homolog MagR. Gene Ontology annotation, molecular function: 2 iron, 2 sulfur cluster binding. NCBI's taxonomy places the organism in Eukaryota, Metazoa, Arthropoda, Insecta, Hymenoptera, Formicidae. The record is from RefSeq and is a predicted model, not a curated record. Gene Ontology annotation, cellular component: cytoplasm; mitochondrion. The coding region runs from base 9 to 401 and encodes 130 amino acids. Gene Ontology annotation, biological process: iron-sulfur cluster assembly. The transcript has 3 exons.